CUUCAGCACUCGGGCUGAAGCGAGUCUGAAGGAGUCGGCGGAAGAGCGAGCCAAGGGAGGACGGCUAGCGGCACCGAGGGUCACAGGGAUGUACAGUAAACACAGGCAGAAAAAUGCCCAAAUCUUGCCGACACAAUGUGGACGUUUCCUUUUUAUCCUAUCUUUUCUGCUGCUCAACGGCGUGCCGGAGCGGGCGAGCGGGGACCUCGGAGAACAAGCGUUGCCACGGAAACGCACGGUGACGGCACACUGGCUCUCGGAGGGACGCCCCAGAAGAGAUGUGGGGGACUCCAUGCAGGCCCAGUACCCGGACAAGGGGGAAAUCGAGCUGUCGUCCGAUGACCUGCGAUUGGUGCUCAGAGUGGAACGGAAUCAGGAGCUUCUGGGGGCGGACUUCACCGAGACCCACUACACAGAGGACGGGGAGGCCGUGACGGUCAACGCCAACCACACGGAUCACUGCUUCUACCACGGAGACGUACGGGAGCACACCCACUCCUGGGUGGCUCUGAGUGUGUGUUCGGGAGUGAGGGGUCUGAUAUCCUUGAACUCCAGUGACACCUACUACCUGGAGCCAAUCAGCGGACAGAGCCCUCUCCAACAUUGGCUGAUGAGCGCGGAGGACCUGCCCCUCAGAGGCGGGACUUGCGGCCAUGGCCACCAGACAGGCCACCCUGGCCAACUGUCGGAUCUCCUUCGACCGCAUCACCAAAGGGUGAAACGGGAAAGUUGGGGAACCACCAAGUACAUGGAGCUGUAUAUCGUAGCUGACCACGCACUGUUCACACAGCAAAACAAGGACUACCACAAGACCAAGCUGCGGAUCAUGGAAAUUGCCAAUUAUGUGGAUAAGUUCUACCGGGCGCUGAACAUCCGGGUCCCGCUGAUAGGCCUAGAGGUGUGGACGGAGCGGGACCAGUGCAUCGUGACGGGGGAGCCCAACACCACCCUCUGGUCCUUCCUGCAGUGGAGGCAGAAGCUCAAGGCCCGCAAGAAGCACGACAACGCCCAGCUGCUCACGGGGGUGAUUUUUAAGGGGACCACCAUUGGCAUGGCCCCCCUGGAGGGGAUGUGCAGCCUGGAGAACUCCGGAGGCAUCAACGUGGACCACUCGGACCUGCCCAUCGGCGCGGCUGCCACCAUGGCCCACGAGAUCGGCCACAACUUCGGCAUGAGCCACGACAACGAGGGCUGCUGCGUGGAGGCCACGGCCGAGCAGGGCGGCUGCGUGAUGGCCGCUGCCACGGGGCACCCGUUCCCCAAGGUGUUCAGUCACUGCAGCAAGAAGGACCUGGACGGAUACUUCCAGAAGGGAGGGGGCAUGUGCCUCUUCAACAUGCCCAACAUGAAGGACCUGGUCGGGGGAAAGAGGUGCGGCAACGGCUUCGUGGAGGACGGGGAGGAGUGCGACUGUGGCGAGCUGGAGGAAUGCACCAACGACUGCUGCAACGCAAACAACUGCACACUGAAGGAGGGGGCUCAGUGUGCCCACGGGGUCUGCUGCGAGAGCUGCAAAUUGAAGCAGGCGGGGACCAUGUGCCGCGGGCCGGCGGGGUCAUGUGACCUGCCCGAGUACUGCACGGGGGGGUCGCCCUACUGCCCGGCCAACGUGUACCUGCUGGACGGCUCGUCCUGCCAGCAGCGCGCGGCCUACUGCUACAACGGCAUGUGCCUCACGCACCAGCAGCAGUGCCUGCAGCUCUGGGGCUACGAUGCGAGGCCGGCUCAUGACGCCUGCUUCGAGGACGUCAACGCGGCCGGGAACGCCUUCGGGAACUGCGGGAAAGACGGAGUGGGGAACUACAUGAAGUGUGCGAAGAGCGACGCCAAGUGCGGUAAGAUCCAGUGUCACAGCGCGGCCAAGAAGCCCAAGGGCACCAACGCCGUGUCCAUCGACACCACCAUCCGCACGGGCGGCCGCGAGGAGAAGUGCCGGGGCACCUACGUGUACAGCACCCAGGACGGCCAGGGCGACCUGCCCGACCCCGGCCUGGUCAUGACCGGCACCAAGUGUGGGGAGGGCAAGGUGUGCAGGGACCGCAGAUGCCAGAACGCUUCGUUUAGCGAGCUGGAGAUGUGCAUCGCACGCUGUCACGACCACGGGGUGUGCAACAGCAACGGGAACUGCCACUGUAACCGUGGCUGGGCUCCGCCCUUCUGUGACAAGUCAGGACUGGGGGGCAGCGUGGACAGUGGGCCCGUGCAGUACGACAGUGAGGUGGGGCUGGUGGCCGGCCUGCUGUUUGCCUUCCUGGUGCUGCUGCCUGGGGUGCUCACCGCCUUCUACUGCCUCCGGAUCAAGAGCUCCUACUACCACAAGUGGCUUACCCAGCGGGAGAAGAACCACAAGCUCCAGGCGUCUGCUCAGAAAGAGAAGAAUGGACACCUGAACCCUGCCUUUCACCUGAAGGUGGUCGGCCCCGUCAACAGAGCGACCGGCCACAAGGAGCUGCUCCCCCACACCAGUAAGGAGCUGCUGCCCCUGCGGCCCACCCCCCCGGCGGCCCCCGCCGGCGGCGGCACCCCCCAGCCCGUCAACGUGGUGCGGCCCCUGAGGCCCUCUGCGUCCCCGGCGGGGGCCAGCAGGGGGCCCCGGCCGCCGCUGCCGGCUGGGGGGAAGCAUCCUGGGUCGGCCGGGGGCCCCACGGCGCCCCCCAAGUCCCCCCCCGGCCCCCAGCGGCUCACCCCGCCCAGGAAACCCCUGCCGCUCAACCCCACCCGCACGCCGCAGAUUGUGUCGGAGCCGCAGUCCAGACGCUCGCUCCUCCCCCCCCAGAGGCCCCUCCCCCUCAGCCCGGCCAGAGCGCCGGUGGCCUACCUGAGUCCGGCCCGCUCCGGCCCCCCCGCAAGGCCCCCCGCCGGCCUGCUGGUCAUGAUGCCCGCCUCCGCCGCCGCCGCCGGGCCCACACCGGCCGCCGUCAAGGUGACGGCCGUGCCCCCCCUCAAAGUACUCAGACCCGUGCCGGGAGCCAAACCAAACUCAGCCUCAUCUCCCUUUCGAAAAUGACCUCGUCUGUCGAAGCACAGCGACACCACCACCUCCUCCUCCUCCUCCUCCUCCUCCACCUCCUCCUCCUCGGAUGACCCCACUCUGGGGUGAGAAGGCAGCGAACGCACGGCCUAUUUGCACUAACAGAGAGUACAGACACCGCUUGGA
Gadus chalcogrammus (walleye pollock) is the source of this 3157-nucleotide messenger RNA. RefSeq names its product ADAM metallopeptidase domain 19a (gene adam19a). The transcript is spliced from 23 exons. Gene Ontology annotation, biological process: proteolysis. Lineage: Eukaryota; Metazoa; Chordata; Actinopteri; Gadiformes; Gadidae. The record is from RefSeq and is a predicted model, not a curated record. Gene Ontology annotation, molecular function: metalloendopeptidase activity. Bases 89 to 3007 code for a protein of 972 amino acids.